AUGGCCGCCGCUCAGCAAGCCCCGACCUUCAAGCUGGUCCUCGUCGGCGAUGGUGGUACUGGAAAGACCACCUUCGUCAAGCGCCACUUGACUGGUGAAUUCGAGAAGAAGUACAUGGCUACCCUCGGUGUCGAGGUUCACCCUCUGGGCUUUACCACCAACUUCGGUCAGAUCACCUUCGAUGUCUGGGAUACCGCUGGCCAGGAAAAGUUCGGCGGUCUUCGCGACGGAUACUACAUCAACGGACAGUGCGGCAUCAUCAUGUUCGAUGUUACCUCGCGUAUCACCUACAAGAACGUCCCGAACUGGCACCGUGAUCUCGUCCGCGUCUGCGAGAACAUUCCCAUCGUUCUCUGCGGCAACAAGGUUGACGUGAAGGAGCGCAAGGUCAAGGCCAAGACCAUCACGUUCCACCGAAAGAAGAACCUCCAGUACUACGAUAUCUCUGCCAAGUCCAACUACAAUUUCGAGAAGCCCUUCCUGUGGCUGGCUCGCAAGCUUGUCGGCAACCCUGCUCUGGAAUUCGUCGCUGCCCCUGCCCUCGCACCGCCCACCGCCCAGGUCGAUGAGAAGCUUCUCGAGCAGUACCGUCUGGAGAUGGAAGCAGCGAAGGAUAUGCCUCUGCCUGGUGAGGAUGAGGAUGAUGACUUGUAG
Pseudomassariella vexata is the source of this 654-nucleotide messenger RNA. RefSeq names its product ras family protein. The transcript has 5 exons. Gene Ontology annotation, molecular function: GTP binding; GTPase activity. Bases 1 to 654 code for a protein of 217 amino acids. NCBI's taxonomy places the organism in Eukaryota, Fungi, Ascomycota, Sordariomycetes, Amphisphaeriales, Pseudomassariaceae. Gene Ontology annotation, cellular component: cytoplasm; nucleus. Gene Ontology annotation, biological process: protein import into nucleus; ribosomal subunit export from nucleus. The record is from RefSeq and is a predicted model, not a curated record.